Fopius arisanus is the source of this 3796-nucleotide messenger RNA. It is a transcript of the gene Tps1, whose product is annotated as Trehalose-6-phosphate synthase 1. Gene Ontology annotation, biological process: trehalose biosynthetic process. The record is from RefSeq and is a predicted model, not a curated record. Bases 302 to 2716 code for a protein of 804 amino acids. The transcript has 7 exons. Gene Ontology annotation, cellular component: cytosol; alpha,alpha-trehalose-phosphate synthase complex (UDP-forming). NCBI's taxonomy places the organism in Eukaryota, Metazoa, Arthropoda, Insecta, Hymenoptera, Braconidae. Gene Ontology annotation, molecular function: trehalose-phosphatase activity.
UUUGGACCAAAUCGUUGGUACGAGUUGAAACGAAUAAACAUAAGGCACUGAGACGUUUCAACUUCAGUCCUACUCUGGCUCUCAGACAUCCUUUGUCACACAUAACAAUAAUCACAGCUUAAAUCAUCCCCUAUAGAUUAUCAUUCUGGUUGUGAUGCUGAUGAGUCUGAAGAGUCAGUGGUCAUGGGUCUCUAGCUGAGUCACUCACCGGAAUCAGUGCAUUUGUUUAUUUAAUAAAAUUUGUUGAUUUGUGGAUGAGAAGAUUUUUAAUUGCCAAUCAUAAUCAUUGAUUUGGGGCAAAAUGUCUACAGAGACACGGACGUACACCUCCAACGGAAGUAUGAUUGUCGUGAGCAACAGGUUACCAUUCGUUUUGAAGAGGAAUGAGGACUCUGGGUUAUUGGAGCGUAAAGCAAGUGCUGGAGGACUUGUGACUGCUGUUGCACCGGUUGUGAUAAGUGGAAAUGGCCUGUGGGUUGGAUGGCCGGGUGUUCACAUGGAGAAUCCUAAUGAGCCUAUUCCAGAGUCGGAUCCUAAUGACAAGACACCAACCGCUGGAUUGCUGUCGAGCAAGGUGGUGGCAGUUCAUGUUGAGCCCGACAUAUUCGACGCGUAUUACAACGGCUGUUGCAAUGGCACCUUCUGGCCGCUAUUUCACUCGAUGCCAGAUCGUGCGACCUUCAUCGCCGAGCACUGGCGUGCGUACGUCGCCGUUAACAAAGAAUUCGCGGCGAAAACAGUGCGCGCCCUGGAGAAGGUCAGCGAGGAGCAGACGAAGCAGACAAAUGGUACGCCAUUAGUAUGGAUUCACGAUUAUCACUUGAUGCUCGCAGCCAAUUGGAUUCGACAAGCAGCUGACGAGAAGGAUCUUAACCUGAAGCUCGGCUUUUUCCUCCACAUCCCAUUUCCACCCUGGGACAUCUUCCGACUGUUCCCAUGGGCGGACGAGAUCCUCCAGGGGAUGCUCGGCUGCGAUAUGGUGGGCUUUCACAUUCAGGAUUAUUGCCUGAAUUUCGUUGAUUGCUGUCAGAGGUGUCUUGGUUGUCGUGUCGACAGGAAGAAUCUCCUGGUGGAUCACGGUGGUAGGACAGUGAGGGUUCGACCCCUGCCCAUUGGCAUACCCUUCGACAGAUUUGUAUCUCUCGCAGAACAAGCCCCCAAAGUCCUCAUGACCAAUCAGAAGAUUGUCCUGGGGGUGGAUCGGUUGGAUUACACCAAGGGUUUGGUUCAUCGGCUCAAGGCCUUCGAGAUGCUCCUGGAGAAGCACCCUGAGCACCGAGAGCAAGUCACCAUGCUCCAGGUGGCUGUCCCCUCGAGAACCGAUGUCAGGGAGUACCAGGAGUUGAAGCUGGAGAUGGAUCAGCUGAUUGGCUCCAUCAACGGUAGAUUUACCACACCGAAUUGGUCUCCCAUCAGGUAUAUUUACGGUUGCGUCAGUCAGGAUGAACUCGCUGCGUUCUACAGAGAUGCUGCAGUCGCUCUGGUGACACCAUUGAGGGAUGGCAUGAAUCUCGUCGCUAAGGAGUUCGUCGCUUGUCAAAUCAAUGAUCCUCCUGGUGUUUUAAUCGUCUCGCCGUUUGCCGGUGCUGGUGAAAUGAUGCACGAGGCCCUAAUCUGUAAUCCUUACGAGAUCGAUGAUGCAGCUGAGGUCAUCCACAGAGCUCUCACCAUGCCCGAGGACGAGCGCACCCUCCGAAUGAACCACUUGAGACGCAGAGAGCGCCUUUACGACGUCAACUACUGGAUGAAGUCCUUCCUCCAGGUGAUGGGCUCUCUGGAGGAGCGAGACUCCGUCGGUGCAACGGUGAUGCAACCAGUGACGAUGGACGACUUUGACGAUUACUUGAGCAAGUACAUCGGUGAUAAUCACAAAUUGGCAUUGCUCCUCGAUUACGAUGGUACACUAGCUCCAAUAGCAACACAUCCCGAUCUAGCUAUACUACCGCUGGAGACGAGAAAUGUACUCCAGAGGUUGAGCAACAUGUCAGACGUUUACAUUGCCAUUGUAUCAGGGAGAAAUGUGAGUAAUGUGAAGAGUAUGGUGGGUAUCGAGGGAAUAACGUAUGCUGGCAAUCAUGGCCUAGAGAUUCUUCAUCCUGAUGGGAGUAAAUUUGUUCAUCCAAUGCCAGCAGAGCUAGAGGGCAAAGUUGCUAGUCUGAUGCAAGCCCUUCAGGACCAGGUACUGUGCAAGGAUGGCGCUUGGGUAGAGAAUAAGGGUGCACUACUUACUUUUCAUUAUCGUGAGACUCCUAUGGAGGGUAGACCCAGAAUGAUCGAGCAUGCGAAGAGACUGAUUGAAGAGGCUGGCUUCAAACCGUGUCCUGCACACUGCGCCCUUGAAGCUAAACCACCAGUCGAGUGGAACAAGGGGCGUGCAUCGAUUUACAUAUUACGAACUGCCUUUGGAUUGGACUGGAGCGAGAGAAUCAGAAUUAUAUAUGCUGGGGAUGAUGUCACUGAUGAGGAUGCUAUGAAGGCAUUGAAGGGAAUGGCUGCCACUUUUCGUGUUACUUCCUCUCAUAUUAUACGCACAUCAGCGGAGAGAAGACUUCCAAGUACUGAUUCUGUUCUGACGAUGUUGAAGUGGGUUGAGCGACAUCUCAGCAGACGCAAACCCAGAAACAACAACAACGAUAUACCAAACAGGUACAGACGUAGCAGUGGUGGUAUCACAAUGGAAAUGUCAUUCACCGAGCCACAAUCACUCGCUUCCUAAUUGACGUGAGGCCCCAAUAGAUCUAUCGAGAUAUUCAUUAAUGUUUAGUGUUUAGGUGUGAGCGGAUUUCAAGAGACUGCUGUUGAUACAAUCUUAUUAUACAAUCAUUUCUUUUCUGUUCCCCUAAGAGCGGGUCUUAUUGGGAUUGAAAUGAUUUUUCGAAUUUAUUGUGAACAGUCCGUGUGACGCGAGUUUAUACAUUUUUUUUUUAGAGUUUUCGUUUCUUUUUUCUUCGGUUAACGACUGCGGUCGAUGGCGAAUCCACUCAGUUAUAGUAUUUAGGUGUAGAUGUAGAAUCCGUAUCGCUCAAAGUGAUGAGAAUGUAGGAUUAGGUGCUUCUGAUUAACAAGUCUGGAAAAUGUUGUCUUUUUUCUAAAUGAAAGUAAUCUCGUUAUUAGAUAGUGGAUUAAUUAUAAAUCUCACCGCAGUGGAGAACAUAUGGGAUUCAAAGUGGGUGAAUAAAACAGAUAUUUGAUACGAAAUAUUAAACAGAUUUUAUACGAUAUAUUUUUCAACCGAGUCAAGUGUUUUUUUAAAAAUCAUGUACCUUUUCAUAGAACGGUCACGAGUCACGUCAAGCAGUUAGUCAUUAAGAAAAUGUAAUGUUAUCAUUGAGAUGAUGAAAAUCGAUUAUAAAUUCAUGUUGAUACCGUUGUAAUACGUGCAUCAAUGUACUUAUACAAUGGAAAGAGUAUUUUUGUAUGAAGAGAGCGAAUGGGUGGAUGAAAUAUAAUAUUCACCAGAUAAUUUGUUCCAUAUCACUGCGGAACUCCUAGUAUUCAGUACGCAUUAAAAAUCCAUAUCCCCACAAAAGUCAAUCCUUACUUUCUCGAUAAACCCAACAAUAAAACAAAUAAUCAUAUUUAUUAGUUCAACAUUGUUAACGAUCAUUAAACAAUUGAUCACGAAGGAUUGCGUUGAAAUAAAACCGUAACCAAAUGAAUAGGAGAAAAAUAAUCAUGUAAUACUCCGAAAAUGUACAAAUAAAUGAAAAGCAUGUUAUUGCUUGAAUGUAAAAUUGAAAUAUACAUUUUGUACGCGCCCUUUAUCGGUGUAAAUAUACCGGAAAAUACGAAUUUA